This is a messenger RNA of Vitrella brassicaformis, 2102 nucleotides long. The record is from the annotation of a GenBank genome assembly. NCBI's taxonomy places the organism in Eukaryota, Vitrellaceae.
CUGCAGGGAAGUUAAGGACAUGCAGUGUAUCAGGGGUGUGGGUGCCUCCCGGUACCCCAUUUUGAUGAGAGAUCUGCCAAAAACGGCUCACUUGAGGCGGCCCUGGGCAGAGAUCCGCUGGGCUUGUGCGCGGCAGCAGAGGAGUUUCACCUCUGAGGACCGCCGAGGCGCCAAGGUUGAGAUUCAGCUCGACGAUGGCAGCGAUGGCACAGGCACCAAGGCCACGGAUGCCAAGAAGCCCUCCUCAUCUCGAUUGGGACAACUCAGCAUUGACGAGGUUAGGUUUGCCCACGUGGAGAGACAAAUGCCACGUGGAGAGACAAAUGCAGCGACAGACAGACAGACAGACAGACAGACAGACAGGGAGAGAGACUGUGAUGAAGUGCCUGCCUGCCAACAUGUCUGUCUGUCUGUCUGUGCAUGUGUGAGCAGGUGUUGUAUCUGUCCAAGGAGGCCGGCGUCGAGACGACCAAAGAAGUUCAGGCCAUCAUCAUGAAAUCGCCGCCUUUCUCACCGGUACACACAUGAGCCAACCACGGUACGGGGCCAGAGGGGCUGGUCAAGGAAUUAAUGUUUGUCCGGCCGUCCCGUCCCGUCCAUGUCUUUCAGGACAGGAGUCCGUUUCUGUUGGAGAAUUUCUUUGAGUCGUCGGAUGGCGGCGGCGCUGGCAGCCUCGUGACGGAGGCAGAUGCGGAGUUUGGGCUCCCCCGGGAUGUGGCGGAUGGGUUGGACCUCUGCCUUGACAAACAUGAUGCCCUCUCGCACCAAGUGUCCGCAGACCUCGAGCCACACGAGAGCGGCCGGGGCGGGGGAGGGCCGUCAUCGCCCGUGCAUACGGCUGGUGAGGAGGAUGAUUUUGAUGAUGGUAGUGGUGAGCUGCCCAAGGGCAGCCUGGGUGAGUUGGAGGGGGAGCGUGUGGGUGCGGUGGUCCACCCACCACACACACCACAGGGCAAGGGCGACACCGUCACGGCACACGUCGUCAACCAGAUGAUCCUCAAAGCCUUCCACGGCGGCCCUGACCAACAGGCCCACAAGGUAGGUAGGUAUGUACGUACGUACCCACACACCCAGCCAGGCAGCCAGGGGGAGAGAGCAGGCACCAUGGUCGAUGUUCCUUCCCUUCCCUCUGUCUGUGUCCAAUGUGUCUGUCUGUCUGUCUGUCUGUCUGUGUCUGCGUGUCUGUGUGUCUGUGUGUGUCUGUGUGGUUGCCCCCGUCCAGACGUUUGAGCACAAGGGUCGUGAGUGGCGUUUGGAGGCGGAGGGCCGAGGCACGCGUGCGCGAGCCGUCGCACAUGCCGUCAUCAAACGCGGGACGGGACAGGUAAACAGACAGACAGACAGACAGGCAGCCGGGGACGAGGGGGCGGUCGUGUGUGCGGUGUGUUGUGUAGAUAUCACAUACUUUCAGGUGCUGGUCAAUGGCGGCGCCGAUGUGUAUACAUGGUGGAACUACUUCUACAACAGGUCCGUCCCGUCCCGUCCACCCCUCCGUCAGUCGCUGGCUGGGGGGGCGUUGCGGCCCUGUCACGUCAUGUUACGUCACGCGGGCAUUCGUCCAAAUCCACGAGUGUUCUGUCUGUGUUGUGUUAACUGGCUGGCUGCAGGAUGGACGUGCUGCAGCCGUUUCUAUUGACGGGCACUGCGGGGGUUUAUGACCUGUUCGUCAAUGUCAGGGGCGGAGGGCCCUCAGGUCGGUCAGCCAGCCACACAGACAGCAACGGAGGGAGGGGAGGCUAUGUAUCUAAAUAUCAGUCAGCCACCACUACUGCACUCGCCUGUCCCUCCCUAUCUAUGCUGUGUGUUGUGUUCAUUCAGGUCAGGCGUGUGCGGCUCGUUUGGCGGUGGGUCGUGCGCUGGUGAGUGCCUGUGGGUCGUGUGCGGGUGACAUGCAGGAGGAUCUGGUGCUGUAUGACGACACACGCCAGAAGUGGCCCAAGAUGCCCGGCAGGAGAGCUGCCAGGAAACAGAGGCAGUGGCGCAAACGAGGAUAGACAGACAGACAGACUCACUGACUCUCUUACUCACCCACGAGGGACAUAUGUAUAGUGAAUGGGCAUGCAAUGAUUGCAGUGCAAUGCAUGUGGGGAAGCUGACUGAGG